Messenger RNA from Gorilla gorilla gorilla (western lowland gorilla), 2383 nucleotides. Its product is annotated as olfactory receptor 1361-like. The record is from RefSeq and is a predicted model, not a curated record. Gene Ontology annotation, molecular function: G protein-coupled receptor activity; olfactory receptor activity. Gene Ontology annotation, cellular component: membrane. Gene Ontology annotation, biological process: G protein-coupled receptor signaling pathway. NCBI's taxonomy places the organism in Eukaryota, Metazoa, Chordata, Mammalia, Primates, Hominidae.
AUGGACAGAAGAAACCAGACCUGCAUCUAUGAAUUUCUUCUCAUGGGCUUCUCUGAACACCAGGAGCAGCAGGCUCUUUUGUUUGGGCUUUUCCUGGUCAUGUACUUGGUCACUGUGUUGGGGAACCUGCUAAUCAUCCUGGCCAUUGGCUCUGACCUGCACCUCCACACCCCCAUGUACCUCUUCCUGUCCAACCUGUCCUUUUCGGAUAUUGGCUUUAUCUCUACAAUAAUUCCCAAGAUGCUAGAUCAUAUUAGCUCAGGAAUUAAGCUGAUUUCUUAUGGGGAGUGUCUGACACAACUCUAUUUCUUUGGCCUAUUUGCAGAUCUGGACAACUUUCUCCGGGCUGUUAUGGCCCUUGACCGCUAUGUGGCCAUCAGCCAUCCUCUCCAUUAUGCCCUAACCAUGAACUCCCAACGCUGUGUCCUGUUGGUGGCUGUGUCAUGGGUGAUCACUAUUUUACAUGCCCUAGUGCAUACCCUCCUAGUGACCAGGCUUUCCUUCUGUGGUCCAAAUAUUAUCCCUUACUUCUUCUGUGAUCUGGUCCCACUCCCGAAGCUGGCCUGCUCCAGUACUUGUGUCAAUGAUCUGGUGCUCAUCCUUGUGGCAGGAACACUGCUGGUUGCACCCUUUGUCUGCAUCCUUAUGUCCUACUUUUACAUUGCAUUGGCCAUCCUGAGAAUUGAUUCCCCAAGGGGUAAGCAAAGGGCCUUCUCCAGCUGCACUUCCCACCUCUCUGUGGUCUCUCUGUUCUAUAGCACAGCUGUCGGUGUCUAUUUAUGUCCUCCAUCAUCCCACUCAGAUGGAAAGGAAGUCUUCUCGGUCAUGUACAUGGUGGUGACUCCCAUGUUGAACCCCUUCAUCUACAGCCUGAGGAACAGGGAUAUGAAGGGGGCACUGGGAAAACUGCUUGGAAUAAAAACAUCCUAACACCCUUACUCAAGACCUUAGGAUCCUGACCCCAAGACUCAGAGCUGGGAGUGGAUCAGUCUCCUGAGAGCCCAACCACUAUAGCGUCUCUCAGCCCAAGACUUCAUUGUUGCCAUGUUUACAUUUUGAAAUGGAUGAGGAGAGAACCAGUGAUAUCAGUCAUCUUUAAUCAUCUUCACAAAAUGUUCAUGCCCUGACUAGUUCAUUAUCCACUCUCAGAAUUGUUGUUUGUUUUUGCCAAAUGCCUGCAUGUGGGGGACUUGUAUGCAUAUAAAAUGAAAACAAAAGUCUAAAUUUUUGUUUAGCUCAAGUUAUAAAGGAAUUCCAGUAAGUGGCAUGAGGGGGAAAUGUGGAAAUGUUUAGAACUUGUGGUAUAUCUAAUAUCCUCUGAAAUGCCUUAAAAAUAAUGAUGUAGGUCUGAGAGUGCUGUAGGAGGUCCAUGAUAUAUUGAUGAGAGAAACAAAGAAAGCUCCAGAACAAAUGAUCCUAUUUUUAUAAAAACAAAAUUUUAUAUAUGCAUGUUCAUAUGUGCAUAGAAAUUGUCUAAAUGGGUACAUGUCACAAUAAUAGCAAUUACUCCUAGAGAGAAAUCAGGUAGGGAGUGGUGAGAAACACUCUCAGUUUUUAUUCAACAUAUGUCUUACUGCUAAUUUUUUAAAAAUAUAAGUAUGUACCACUAAAAAAAGCAAGUAAGACGCUGCAUCUCUAAGAAAGAACUAAGGGCAGGGAGACAGUCCCUCCCUGCCUUGACCAUGUCGAAAUUUCUGUGGGCUUCCUUCUCAAAGCCAAAUUUGGAGCACAUGUAGUCAACCCCAUGUCCAGACUGAUCUCCCAGGCCCUGGCUGCUCUCCUGGGAUCAGCUGAGCUGCCAAGCCACAGUCACUAAUACUGACACCAGGAGCACUGUCUCAUGGGCCUCACUCCCCAGAGAAGUCAGUGAGGUUGGACAAUAACACAUUUGGGACUCCAUGCUAGUGAGAACCAUGGAAUCCACGCAGAAGCAUGUGAUAAAACAUCAGCUCCCAGCACCUUCCCCAGACAGGUCCUCCUGCCCCUGAAGAGCAGAAGCACCACCAGGAGUCUGGUGGCUCUACCCCUACAGCCCCUCCCUGAUGCUUUUCUUUCUUCUAUUCUUGGAAAUUUCCUCUGUCUUCGCUGAGUGGUCAGCUCCACGCUGCUGUCAAAACAAGACAUGAUGACAGAUGCUGCCUGAGGCGGAUUGGGAGAGCCAGGGCCAGUACAGCUGAAAGAAAUGGAAAAGCGAAUCCUGAAAUUCAGAUGAAAUUGCCAGAAACAAUGAGUAGCCAAAACUAUCUGGGAAAAAAAUGAACAAAUUUGUAGAACCUACACUUUCCUAUUUCCAGAAUUAUUACAAAGUUAUGAAAUAAAAGAGGAGACAAACAAAUGGAAGAACGUUCCACGCGCACGUGUAGGAAGAAUCAAUAUCGUGAAA